ACAUCUUACUUUUAGUAGAUAUGUGAGGUUUGUCAAUCCCAAAGUCAUCCUCCACCAAGCCAACGCAACAUCUAUUGCCAAGAAUUACGAAUGUCAGAAACAAGUAACUAUUUCUCCAGUUCUGAUGGCCAUUUUUGUGACUUGGAGAACUGCAGAAUUAGGACGUCCCUGAAACUUCAUUCAUUUGGUAGGAGGUUUUAUAGUUGUCGCUAUUGGUCACCAGAUGAUGACCGUGCAUGCAAGUUCUUUAAGUGGUUAGAUACCAGCAUUUGUUGUACGCGUGGUGCAGCAGUAGCACCUAUAGUUAUUGCCAAAUUCAACCGAUUGGAGCAUGCGGUGGAAGUUGCCAAUGAAGAGUCGAAGCAAGCACAUGCCUUGACAGCUGCAGCAUUGGAAAGGGAGCGAGUUGCAAAACGAAAGUUUGAAAGAGCCAAGGUUGCACGCAUGAUUUCUGAAGAUAAAGCAAAGAAGUUGACAAUAGCUUUAGUAGUCUUGGGGGUCAUGUUUCUAGUAUUGCUUAUUUUGUCUACUAGGUUUGGGGAAGUCAAAAUCAGGCAGAUGUGUCUACCAUAAUGGGAUGUAUAUGUACGUAAUAACUGCAAGUUGUAUUAUUACAUUUGUUUUGUAUGUUAAUUGUACUAUUGCAA
Molecule: messenger RNA, 647 nt
Organism: Quercus robur (English oak)
Lineage: Eukaryota; Viridiplantae; Streptophyta; Magnoliopsida; Fagales; Fagaceae
Exons: 2
Coding region: 91-573 (160 amino acids)
Molecular function (GO): zinc ion binding
Source: RefSeq, a predicted model, not a curated record